Molecule: messenger RNA, 495 nt
Organism: Entrophospora sp. SA101
Lineage: Eukaryota; Fungi; Glomeromycota; Glomeromycetes; Entrophosporales; Entrophosporaceae
Source: the annotation of a GenBank genome assembly
AUGUGGAAAAAAAAUGAUGCAAAUAAGGAUGAUGUGACCGAAGGCAGUAUUGAACAUGAAGUAGACUCUAUUAUGGAAUUUUUAGAGAAAAUUUCUGGUGUACCACUUAAGUGGGCAGAAUUUGCCAGCAAUUCAUCAACCCAUAGAAAGAAAAAAUAUGGAAAUCGACCUGAUUGUGCUUUUAAUAUCAGACCAAUAGAUUCUUUAUGGAGAAUUGAAAAAAAUUUUAAAGUUAAGAAUAAUAUUACUACAAUGGAAAUUCAACUCAAUUUUAUGUUAGAUAAUGAAACACACAAAAAGAUCCCAAUUGGACAAUUGGUAAAAUUAGAUACAUUAUUGUAUUCACAUGGUACACCCACAUCCUCAAGUCUAUUGUAUAACUUAUUAAGAAAAUUGGUUGACUUAGGGUGCUUAUUAAAAGAUAUAAAAAAAGAAUAUGAGUCAUGUAUAAAUAGUAGCCUCACUUACAAUCCAGAGGACCAAGAAAAAUAUUAA